This is a messenger RNA of Suillus fuscotomentosus, 2527 nucleotides long. RefSeq lists its product as uncharacterized. The transcript is spliced from 4 exons. Lineage: Eukaryota; Fungi; Basidiomycota; Agaricomycetes; Boletales; Suillaceae. The coding region runs from base 248 to 2293 and encodes 681 amino acids. The record is from RefSeq and is a predicted model, not a curated record.
CGCUUGAUCAUUCAAGACAUUCCAGCACGCACUACUCUCAUGGAUGCGCUCCUAGAAUUGAAGUCGCAGAAUCAGGCUAUGCAACCCCAUGACCCCCGGAAUUUGCAACAGUCAUUAGCCUUCAUUGUUGAGCCACCAGAGCCGCUGACGGUCCUCAUGGGAUUGUUAUGGCUUCGGGGAGCUCGCGGGUCGGGUUUGCGGUCCUGGUUAGGGACUUUGGACGGACGUGCGUGGCUGCAGACCCAAUAUGGGGAAGACUAUUUGCAGACACAGAAGGGGCAAGACUGGCUGCAGACCUGGGCCGGGAGGGAUUGGUUGCAGACCCACGCGGGACGCACUUGGUUGCAGACAGAGAGAGGGCGAGGGGUGGCUGUGGACUCAAAGACGAAGACAAGUCGCUGGAGACUCUGGCGAGUAUAUGGCAUUGGAGACGUGGAGCGGGAAAGCCUCGCUGGAGACCAUCGGCGGGCAAGGCUGGCUGCAGACCAAGACCGGGCAAGAAUGGUUGCAGACCCAGGCAGGGGGAGAGUGGCUGCAGACUCAAAGUGGAGGAGAGUGGCUGCAGAGCCGACGCGGGGAAGAGUGGCUUCAGACCCCGACCGCACAAGAGUGGCUGCAACAAACCCCGACUGGCCAAGAAUGGCUGCAGACCCAAAAAGGACGAGAGUGGCUGCAAACUCAGAGCGGCCAAAAAUGGCUACAGACCCUGAGUGGCCAAGAAUGGCUGCAAACACAUGGUGAGUGGUUGCAGACCACGCCUGGACGAGAGUGGUUACAAACUGAAAGCGCGAGGGAGUGGCUGAAGACACCCAGCGGGAGGGAGUGGAUAGAGACACACAGCGGGAGGAAGUGGCUGCAGACACACGGCGGGAGGGAGUGGCUGCGGAGAUCCAACACGAGGGAGUGGCUGGAGAUAUUCGACAGGAGCGAGUGGCUAGAGACACCCAGCGGGAGGGAGUGGCUGGAGAUACACAACGGGAGGUGGUGGCUGCAAACAUUCAAUAGGAGGGAGUGGCUGACAACACCCAGCGAGAGGGUGUGGCUGGAGACACCCAGCGGGAGGGAGGAGUGGCUGCAGAAACCCAGCGGGAGGAAGUGGCUGGAGACACAUAGCGCGAGGGAGUGGCUGCAGAAACCCAGCGCGAGGGAGUGGCUGGAGACAUCCAACGGGAGCGAGUGGCUGGAGACACCCAGCGCGAGGGAGUGGCUGGAGACACCCAGCGCGAGGGAGUGGCUGGAGACACCCAGCGGGAGGGAGUGGCUGGAGACACUCAGUGCGAGGGAGUGGCUGAAAACACCAAGAGCGAGGGAGUGGCUGAAAAUGCAGCACGGGAUGGCGUGGCUGGAGACACAAAGUGGGAUCGAGUGGCUUGAGACCCAGAGUGGGUACGAUCGCCUACAGACCCUAAAUGAACUGCAGACUCCAAUCGGGCAUGCAUGGUUGGACACCUUUUACGGGCGAGAAUGGCUCUCAACCCAGAGUGGGCGAGAGUGGUUACUGAUGCAGAGUGCGCAAGAGUGGCUCCUGACCCUAGGAGGGCAAAAAUGGCUGGGUACUCUGGGCGGACGAGAGUGGCUGCGGACCCCAGGUGGACUACAGACUGGACAUGGCCAAGAAUGGUUACAGACAAAAGGUGGGCAAGAGUGGCUGCCGACCCAGAGUGGACGAGAGUGGCUGCCAACCAUGGGUGGACGAGAGUGGCUGCAGAGCGAGAGAGGACGAGAGUGGCUACAGACCCCCCAUGGUCAAGCAUGGCAGCUGACUCCUACAGCAUCUGUCUGGGUAACAAUGGAAGACUUUUCGAGCACAUUGGAAACAAUCAGCGAGUGUGCAAUCAUUCCGCGAUUGCCUUUCCCGCCAGCUUUUCAAGUAAUCCAGGAGUUUAAGAGCUUACCAGAUUUCUUGAUGUUUCCGGCAUUCCUGUCGUUAAGGCCCCAUGAUUAUUCUACCUCUGCAUCCCUACAAGAUUGUCCAGACAUCGAGGUCAUUCAUACUAUGACCGCGUUCACGAUUUUCGCAAACGAAGCACGGGAUCAAAGUCAAUUAUCUUCAAACGCCUUGAAGUAUGCAUGUCAAAAUUGGGUCUUCCAUCUCUCGCGAGCUCUGAAUCCAACGGACCACCAGCUCAACUGUACAUUCAAGGUCUGCUGGAAUCGCCACCUCCUCUCCUGGCUUGAAAGGCAAUGGUGUUUGAAGGGCUUGCGGUCCUGUCUCCUUAUGUUAUUCGAAGGGCAGAAACUUGCACAGGAACGCCUCAUCGAAGAUACAGGGUCAUCUCAGUCCCAGGUCUGAAACUGUCGAUUUGAUGUACUAGAUAGAUGUCAUGCUGUCUUGUUAUCUUGCAUUAUUCACGUCGCUUGUGUAUUUUCAGAAUUUGUAGUGUUGAAGAUUGAAUGUUAAUAUUGAUGUUGGUCCGAGGAAAAGAAGACGGUAAUAACUUGGACGCCAUUUAAAGGACCGCGUCUCCUUGAGGCAUGUCGUGAAUAUCGCAUGGAGUUCUGUAUCUACAGCAGAGCCUGAACAGCG